Molecule: messenger RNA, 7548 nt
Organism: Poecilia latipinna (sailfin molly)
Lineage: Eukaryota; Metazoa; Chordata; Actinopteri; Cyprinodontiformes; Poeciliidae
Product: dystrophin
Exons: 58
Coding region: 208-7416 (2402 amino acids)
Molecular function (GO): protein binding
Source: RefSeq, a predicted model, not a curated record
CUGCUCCUGUUCAUCUGCCCUUCAGUGACAGACCAAUCGGUCCUCCUUCUCUUCCUGCUUUAGUCCCCUCUGUCUUACCUCCUGUGUCCACUCCUUAUACCCCACCUUUGACUCGAUCUGGAUUUGUUCCCUUCCCUCCUUCCUUGAGGAUUUAACUUGACCGUUUGGCUCAGCGGUAACUAACUUUUCACAGCUGGUGGCCUGGUGAUGGCGGAGGGCGUGCGUCCUGAGGAUUACUGCGACGAGCCAGUGGAAGAUGAGUUCGGAGAGAUCAUCAAGUGUCGGUCUGAUGAAAGAGAAGACGUUCAGAAGAAGACUUUCACAAAAUGGGUCAACUUGCAGUUGUGUAAGACAGGAAAGCCGCCUGUGGAGGAUCUGUUCUCAGAUCUGUGUGAUGGACGACGCCUGCUGGAGCUGCUGGAGGGCCUUCUAGGACACGAGCUAGUGAGACUGGAGAAAGGGACUAGCCGUGUUCACUCACUUAACAAUGUCAACCGUGCUCUGCAGAUCCUGCAGAAGAACAAUGUUGAUUUGGUGAAUAUUGGAGCGGCAGACAUCGUUGAUGGGAAUCACAAACUGAUUCUCGGGCUCAUCUGGAGCAUUAUUCUCCACUGGCAGGUGAAGGAUGUGAUGAAGGAUGUGAUGGCGGGCCUACAGCAGACCAACAGUGAGAAGAUUCUGCUGAGCUGGGUUCGUCAGAACACACGGCAAUACCCUCAGGUGAAUGUGGUUAACUUCUCCAGUAGCUGGAAUGAUGGAUUGGCCUUCAACGCCCUCAUCCACAGCCACAGGCCGGAGCUGUUCGAUUGGAGCGCGGUGGAGACGAAGACGUCGGCGAUCGAUAGGCUGGAGCACGCCUUCAGUAAGGCCGAGCAGCACCUGGGCAUCGAGAGACUCCUGGACCCCGAAGACGUGGCCGUCUCGCACCCCGACAAGAAGAGCAUCAUCAUGUACGUGACGUCGCUCUUCCGGGUUCUCCCCCAAAGCAUUUCCUUGGAGGCCAUCCAGGAAGUAGAGUUGCUGCCGUCGGCGACCACGGCCGGCGUCUCCCGCGUGACAACGGAGGAACACUAUCAGAUCCAGACCCAGCAGCGCUUCUCUCAGCAGAUCACAGUGAGUGUGGCUCAGGGGCGCGUGCGGAGCCCCUCCCCUCAGCCUCGCUAUAAAAGCUAUGCCUACACCCAGGCUGCAUAUGUCAAGUCGCCAGAGCAAAAGAGGAGACGCUUUACUGAGCAGUUCCUGACCCGCAGCCAGGAGGAGCUUCAGCGGGGCCUCAGUCCUCUGCCUCCUGGAUCCACCAGCCUGGAGAGCUACCAGGCUUCACUGGAGGAGGUGUUGACGUGGCUGCUGUCGGCAGAGGACGGCCUCCACGGCCAGCCCUCCAUCUCCAGCCAUGUGGAGGAGGUGAAGGAGCAGUUCCACACGCAUGAGGGCUACAUGGUGGAGCUGACCACCCAUCAGGGCAGCGUCGGCCGUGUCCUGCGGGCCGGCGCCGCCCUGCUGGUGGAGGGUAACCUCAGUGUGGACGAGGACUCUGAGGUCAGGGAGCAGAUGAACCUCCUGAACUCCCGCUGGGAACACCUGAGAGUAGCAAGCAUGGAGAGACAGAACAGACUGCAUGAAGUCCUGAUGGAGCUGCAGAACAAGCAGCUGCAGCAGCUGACCGAGUGGCUGGACGUCACCGAGGCUCGCAUCAAGAAGAUCAGCGCUCAGCCGCUCGGCCCCGACCUGGAGGACAUCAAGCACCAGGUGGAGGAGCACAAGCUCCUCCAGGAGGACCUGGAGCUGGAGCAGGUCAGGGUGAAUUCUCUGACCCACAUGGUGGUGGUUGUCGACGAGAACACUGGAGACAGCGCGACUGCCGCCUUGGAGAGCAAACUCCAGGUUCUCGGUGACCGCUGGGCAGCGAUUUGCAGAUGGACAGAAGAGCGCUGGAUUCUGCUUCAGGAGAUUCUGUUGAAAUGGCAGCACUUCACUAACGAACAGUGUUUGUUUGACUCCUGGCUGACUCAAAAGGAGGAGCUGGUUCGCUCCACCAAGACCUUCAACCUCAAAGACCAGGCAGAAACAGCGGCCUGUUUGCGCCGUCUGUCUACGCUGAAGGGAGAACUAGACGCCAAGCUUCCCACCAUGGAUAAGCUGUGCUCUAUGAGCCAGGAUCUGUUGUUCAGUGUCAAGAACAAAGAGGUCGCCUCCAAACUGGAGGCCAGACUGGACAGCUUUGCUCAGCGAUGGGACCGACUGGUCCAAAAUCUGGAGUUGAACAUCUCCCAGCUUUCCUCGGCUGUCGGCACGACCAAGCAGUCUGAGGCCACCCAGUCGGUCACAGCGACCGUUACCAAGGUGACCACCAGGGAGAAGGUGUCGGCUUUGCGCCAAACUCGAGAGUCGCCGCCGCCUCAGAAGAAGAGACAAGUGGUGGUGGAUUCUGAGCUCAGGAAAAGUUUCAUGCAUCCUUUUCUGCUCUCCUAUCUCAGCAGGUUUGAUGUGGACUUCACAGAGGUGCACAGCUACAUGACCCGCGGCGAGGCCAUCCUGCAGAGCCCCGAAUUCUCCGUGUCACGCAAAGACGGCAGCAUUCAGGAGCUGCAUGACAAAGUCCAGGCCAUAGACCGAGAGCGGCCAGAGAAGUACAGGAAGCUCCAGGAAGCGACGCGCACGGCGCAGACGCUCGUCGAGCAGGAGGGGAGCCGAGCCGAUGACAUCGCUCAGGCAGCAGAGCAGCUGAACCAGCGCUGGGCAGGAUUCUGCGUCCUGCUGGCCGACCGGCUCACAUGGCUGGCCUACCAAACAAAGGUUUUGGCCUUUUACAGCUUGUACGAGCAGUGUGAGCAGGCAGUGGACAACAGUGAGAACUGGCUCAAAGUGCAGGCACCUCCGGCGUCGGAGCCAGAACCUCUCAAAGUGCAGCUGGACCGAUGUCGGCUUUAUAUUGAGGAGAUUGCUCGCCUGUCCUCCCUCCAGCCACAGGUUGACCUCCUGGAAAAGCGUCUGAAUGAACUGAAAGACGAAAAGGAAGGCGAGGAGGACCCGUCCGCCUUUCUGGAUGCCGACAUCACUGCCUUCAAAGAACACUACCACAAGGUGCUGGAGGAUCUGCGGGCCAGAGAGAGGCAGCUACAGCUCGUUUUGGAAAGCUUGCCCCCAGCUCGAUAUAAAGAGACCAUAUCUGCAUUGUUGGCAUGGUUACAGCAGUGCGAAGCCAAACUUUCCAUCCCAUCAACAGCUGUUACCGAGUAUCCCAUUAUGGAGCAGAGACUCAAGGAUCUUCAGGCUCUCCAGGCGGCCCUGGCUGAACACCAGGGUGAGAUCGACUACCUGACUUCAGCUGUUGAGCAGGUCUUUCAGAAAGCUCCACCAGACAUCAGCCAAAAGUAUCGCCUAGAGAUAGACGCCAUAAUGGCCCGCUGGAGACGACUGGGCUCCACUCUGACAGACAGCGUCCAGAGAAUCCAGGAGCUCAUGGCCAAACUGAUGCAGUUUGAGAAUGACGUAAAGACUCUGAAAAAGUGGAUGGCAGAUGUGGAUGUGUUUCUGAACGAGGAGUGGCCCGCUCUGGGAGACUCUGAGGCUCUGGAGAAACAGUUAGAGCAGUGCACAGCUCUGGUGAAUGACAUCCACACCAUCCAACCCAGCGUGAACGGAAUCAACGAAGUGGGUCUGUACCUCAAGAAAGAAGCAGAACCACCCUUUGCCAUCCACAUCCAGAAAGAACUGGAUGAACUGAACAUGCAGUGGGAGAAUGUAUGCAAACAGGCCUAUGCAAAGAAGUCAGCCUUGAAAGGGGGCCUUGACAAGACCAUGGCGUUGAGGAAGGAGAUGCAGGAAAUGCAAGAAUGGAUAAACCAGGCCGAGGAAGACUAUCUGGAGAGAGACUUCACAUACAAGACACCCGAGGAGCUGCGCAAGGCAGUCGAGGAGCUCAAGAGGGCGCAGGAGGAGGUCCACUCCAAGGAGCAAAAGGUCAAACUCCUGACGGACAGCGUCAACAGCUUCAUCGGCAAGGCCCCGCCCACCGCCCACGAUGCAUUGCGCUCGGAACUGGACGUACUGACGGCCAACUACCAGCGUUUGUGUAGCCGCCUGGAUGGAAAAUGUAAAACUCUAGAGGAGGUGUGGGCCUGCUGGUGUGAGCUGCUGUCCUACCUGGAGCAGGAGAACGCCUUCCUGGACCAGCUGGAGCAGAAACUGGACGACAUAGAAAACCUGCAGGGGGGAGCGGAGGAGCUGCAGAAGGCGCUGGAUAACCUCGAGGUUCUUCUGCAACACCCAGAGGACAACAGGAACCAGAUCCGAGAACUGGCCCAGACGCUGAUGGACGGAGGGGUUCUGGACGAACUGAUUCAGCAGAAACUGGAUGCAUUCAACACCCGAUGGGACGAACUCAUGGCCAGGGCGGCGCUCAGGCGGAAGGAGCUGGAGCAGAGUUUGCAGUGGGCCCAGGAGAACGACAAGACGCUCCGACAAAUCCAGGAGUCUCUGGCCAACACGGACCGCCACCUCACUGCCUACCUGGUCGACCACAUCGACGCCCAGCAGAUACCGCAGGAGGCGCAGAAAAUCCAGUCAGAGCUGAACGGCCAUGAAGCGGCUCUGGCAGACAUGAGGAAGAAGAACCAGGAUAAGGAGCCUUCGCACAGGAUCAUGGGACAGAUAGACCUGACUCAGAAAAUGCUCGGCGACGUCGGGACCAAGUUCCGCUUCUUCCAGAAGCCGGCCAACUUCGACUCCCGCCUGGCCGAAUGCGAGCGCGUGCUGGCCGGGGUCAAAAGCCAGGUGGGCUUGCUGGACAUCCGCAGCGUGGAGCAGGACGUGGUGCAGUCACAGCUGGACCAGUGCAUGAAACUGUACAAGACCCUGAGCGAAGUGAAGGGGGAGGUGGAGACGGUGAUUAAAACAGGGAGACAGAUCGUCCAGAGGCAGCAGACGGAGCAACCCAAAGAGCUGGACGACAGGGUGACCGCCCUGAAACUGCUUUACAACCAGCUGGGAUCGCAGGUGACUGAGAGCAAAUUGGAGCUGGAGAAGAGUCUGAAGUUGUCCAGGAAGUUGCGUAAGGAGCUGAACGGGCUGACGGAGUGGCUCGCUGCUACCGACGCCGAGCUGACCAAGCGCUCCGCCGUGGAGGGAAUGCCCGGUGACCUGGAGGCUGAGGUCGCCUGGGCGCAGUCCGUCCACAGUGACAUCGAGAGGCAUCAGCCCCAGCUGCAGGCGGUGGUGGACCUCGCAGAGGCCCUCAAGGCGGUGUUGAAGGGCAACGGAGGCUUAGUGGACGACAAAGUCAGCCUGUUGCACUGCAACUGGAUCGCUGUAACAUCCAGGGCAGAGGAAUGGCUCAACCUGCUGCUGGAUUACCAGCAGCAGAUGCAAAAGUUAGACGGAGAGAUUAAGGAAGUGAAUGAAUGGAUUGACGGAGCAGAGAAAAAGAUGGACGAAAUAGACAAUCAGGGUCCCAAUGAUGCUGUGCUGAAGGUGUUGCGUGCUGAGCUGGAGCUGACCAAAGGGAAGAUGGGAGAAGUUAGAGAACUGGCACAGGAACUCAUGUCCACCAGAGGAGAGAACUGCCAGGCCCAAGUAGGACCUAGAAUGGAGCAGCUCAACCAGAGGUUCGACAUCAUCUCUCAACGGAUCGCCUCUGGUUUGACAGCAGUGUCAGCCAGGGAGCUUGAACAGUACCACAGCGAAGUACGGGUCUGGCUUGAACUGCUGGAGGAGGAAGCCAAACAGGGAGAGAACCUAAAGGAGGAGGACUUCCAGGAGGACAAGAAUUGCGAAGAGGGUGCAGUGCAAGAGUUGCUGUUGAAAGGAGAGAACCUGCAAAAGAGAGCCCCAGAUCGAGACAAGCGAGAGCAGAUAAGACAGAAACACAACCAGCUCAACAGCAAAUACAACACUGUAAAGGACCUGCGUAUCCUGAGGAAUAGAAAGGCUCUGGCCAUCGCUCCCCAGUGGUACCAGUACAGAAGGAAAUCCCAUGACCUGAUGGCCUGGCUGGACGACAUCCAGCGCAGUGUGGACCAACUUCCUGACCCACCCAAGGGAGAGCGGGUCAAGGAAAUUGGCUCAGAGUUCGACAAGAAGAAGGAGGAGCUUAAGGAGGUGCAGGGCUUAGCCAAUCAGCUCUCACAGGCUGGAGCCGCCAAUCUAGUGGAGCCCCGCCAACUCCAGCUCAACACCCGCUGGGUUGAGGUGGAGGGCAAGUUCAUACCCUUCAAAAGACGAUGUUCCGGCGAUCUCCCAGCCACUGAAGAUGAGUACCUGACAGAGCUCCAGGCGCUGCUGCGUUCGGUGUCAGAGACGGACUUCAAGCUGAACUCUCCUGAAUACUGGCCUGCAGCGUAUUAUAACCUGCCACAGCAAGAGCACUGCCUGAAGGACGUAAAGGAGAACAUAGACAAGCUGCAGGGCCCGGUGGAAGGAGCUCUGGCCCGGAGAGAAGAGAUGGCGACGGGUUCUCGACCUUUGGAAGGUCACAGGGUUCAGGAGACGGCUUCCCUACUCAACAACAACUGGGACAAACUAAACAAGCUCUACAAAGACAGACUGAAGCGUUGGAAGGACUGUAACUCCAAGUGGCAGAGGUUUGUCUCGGACCAGAGGGAAGUGGAGGAGUGGCUGAGCAACGCUGAGAGCACGUUGAAACUGUCUGAGAGUGAGCCGGCAGCACACAGACAGCAACUCAGGGACCUGGUGGACGACAUACCUCACCAGGAGGUGGUGUUGGGCAGAGUGAACUCUGCAGGAGAAGACAUCAGCCAGAUGAGCGCACCAGAUGAUGCCUUACGCCUCCGGUCGCAGCUUAAACUACUCAACACUCGCUGGGCCAACGUCUGCCAGGAGCUCAGGGAGCAUAAGAGGAGGUCUGCCGAGGCGCGAACAGCUGGAGCAGAGUUUGAGGAGGACAUGGGCUCGAUGCUGGGCUGGCUGGAUAAAGCGGAGGGUGUGCUGGCCAUCCCUCUGCACCCCCCAGAACCACAGCACAUCAGGGACACUUUGAGCAAAGUCCAGACGCGUGUGGAGGAGCUUCCCGUGAAGAAGUCUGCAGUGGAGAAUCUGAACGCCAAGCAGAAGAUGCUAACCCUUCUUCCUGCUGACAAGCACAAAGACAUCAGGGGCAUCAACACUCGCUGGGCUCAGGUGUCUAGGGCUCUGCCUGAGCGUCAGCUGGAGAUCGAGGGUCUGCUGAAGGAGCUCCUGAAGAUCCAGGGUGAGCUGGACGACCUGUCAGCCUGGGCGUCGAGCACGAGGGCCAAGCUGGAGCAGAGUCCCCAGGAGUCACCACCCAGACUAAUUGAGGACGUUCAGCAGAAGAAGCCAGAAGUGGAGUUUGUUUUGGAGCGAGCCAAUCAGAUGUACAGGGAGACUCCUCCAGGACGGCUGGACAAGGGGAAACACGGGAAGCUAAGAGAAGACUAGACGGUGAUUCUGGAGCUGCUGCAGCAGCACAAAAAAACCCAUGAAGGCCUGACAGGAAGUUCCCAGCCUGAAUCUGCCGCACUCCAGCAGUUCAACAAAUCCUGGGCCGAGCUCACCGAUUGGCUGAAGAUG